CGGUAGUUAUACAAUCACAUAUGUUUGAUAUAAACUUAUGGAAGUAAUUUUGUUUUAAUCGAUGAAAUCAUCAGACUGUUGUAGAUAUAAAUUUAAACAAAAUUUUUUAAUUGAAAAAUAAACAUCUUUAAGUUAAAAAAACACAUUCUAUUAGAGAGCGCCACGUGUAAAUAGUUGAAAACACGUCAGCAUCGUGUCUGGAACUGCAUAAAUAACGAUAUAAUUUAAAUAUAACUUGAUAACGGAUUAUUUUUAUUUUUUUUUUUUUUUGUAAUUAUAGAAAAUUCUGCAAUAAUCAGGAUGUAUAUAAAUGAUAAAGUAUUUGUUAAAAAUCUGUGGAAAUUAUCUUAACCCUACUUUGCAUUUUGAAGGAGGAAUUAAACUUGUAAUGUAAAACAUGAUGUCCAAUGGUAUUCAAACUCCUACAAAGGAAUCUGAAGAUGGUUCUACAUUAAACAAUAUAGGCUGCCUUUCAUCACCAUCAUUAACAUUAAACUCACCAUUAAUGAAGUUAUCUUCAUAUUUUUUGGCUGUUAGGCCCUGGUCUCUCAGUGCUUCGUUAAUGCCAACACUUCUUGGAUCUGCACUUGCAUAUCGGUUAAUAGGUGUAGCAAAUUUUAGUUGGAUAUCAUUAAUUUUAACAUUAUAUACAGUCAUUUCUGUACAUGGAGCUGGCAAUGUGGUAAAUACUUAUUUUGAUUAUAUAAAGGGUGUGGAUAGUCGAAAAAGUGAUGAUAGAAUAUUAGUAGAUCAGCUUCUGUCGAAAGAUGAAUUGGUUUCAUUGGGAGCACUAUUAUAUGCAGCUGGAUGUAUAGGUUUUGUUUUGUUAACUACAAUAUCUCCUGCAAAAAUGGAACAUCUUGCUUUAGUAUAUUUUGGAGGUUUAUCCUCAUCAUUUCUUUAUACAGGAGGAAUAGGUUUAAAAUAUAUUGCACUAGGUGAUGUACUUAUUUUAGUAAUAUUCGGUCCUAUUUCAGUUUUAUUUGCGUUCAUGGCUCAAACUGGUUAUGUUGAAUUAGGUACUAUAUAUUACGCAAUACCGCUUGCGUUGAAUACCGAAGCUAUUUUACAUAGUAAUAAUACACGUGAUUUAGAAAGUGACAAACGAGCAGGAAUUGUGACAUUAGCUAUAUUAAUAGGAUAUACAGCUUCACAUGUUUUGUAUUCAUUUUUAUUAUUUACUCCGUAUAUAACUCUUGUAGUACUUGCACUAAGAUAUUCUGUAUGGUUCCUAUUGCCAAUAAUUACUUUACCAACUGCAUUCAGAAUAGAGAAACAAUUUCGAAGUCCCCAUAUGAUUCAAAAUGUGCCUAAGCAAACAGCCCGGUUAAAUAUGUUUCUUGGAAUUUUAUAUGUUCUUGCUUGCUUGCUUGUAAACCCUCUUCCGUAUGUAUAAUAUAUUAUUAUACAUAAAUGAUAUAGUAACAUUUUCUGCGGAAUUUGAAAUCUUAAAUUAAAAUGAACAAACAUGUACAUAAACUGACAACUUGUAUAUGCUACGUAUUAGUAUUUGUCAGUCAGUGCUUUUUUCAUUUUCUUUUAUGAUUUUAUAAUGAUUUAUCAUUAUAUCAUAUUUAAUAUCACAUUUAGAAAAAAUGAGAAUAGACAUUAAACAAUAAAUUAU
Molecule: messenger RNA, 1624 nt
Organism: Vespa mandarinia (Asian giant hornet)
Lineage: Eukaryota; Metazoa; Arthropoda; Insecta; Hymenoptera; Vespidae
Gene: heix
Product: UbiA prenyltransferase domain-containing heix
Biological process (GO): menaquinone biosynthetic process; vitamin K biosynthetic process
Cellular component (GO): Golgi membrane; endoplasmic reticulum
Molecular function (GO): prenyltransferase activity
Source: RefSeq, a predicted model, not a curated record